UCGCCGGUAGUCAGUACGCCCCGCGACGUCGACGGGACUUCCUCCUCGUUGGUCGUCGUAGAUUAGCCUAGGCACUAGUCUUUCAUAUGAAUCGUUAAUAGUGUUAUAGGUGUUAAACAGUCUAAAGCACAAGGCUCAUUAACGAGACGAAUUUAAUUCCAAAACGUCCAUACAUAAAAGCGCACAAUUACGCGUAGUAACCAGUGAAAGAAAGAAGAAACAAUAAGGGAGAACAAAACGGAGAUACAACGCGAGGAGGGUCACAUAGUUAUAUAGAACAGAGAUUGAAGAAGGAAAUAUAUAUAUAUUUUCCAAGGAAAGUAGUAGGGCACCCGUAACACGCCAAGGAGUUUUAUCGCGUAAAGGCGGACAAACAGGAUAAAGAGUCGCUGGUCAAGAUGGGAUGCAGUAUCAGCAACGAAAGCGUGCAGCCUGUGGCUGAAGGAGCGAAGGAGGAAGCUAAGAAUGUCGAUAAUCCAAAGUCAAACGACAGUGGCGCCGCGGAAUCUAAGGGAAGCACGAAGGAAAGUGGACAGAAGCAACUAGAGCCUGAAAAGGAUAUCGAGAAGGGCAAAGACGAGGCAGCGACCAGAAUACAAGCAGCGUUUCGGGGCCACCACACCAGGAAGAGUAUGAAAGAAACGGAAGUGUCGACAAAGCAGACGGAGGCUACAGCAGACCAGGAACCAACGAAGGAGCAACUCCAGGAGGAAUUCCGUUCCGACGACAAGGAACUCUGCGACGCAGCGACGAAGAUCCAGGCGUCGUUCCGGGGCCACAUGUCGAGAAAAGAGCAAGCGGCUUCGACGGUGGUCAAGUCGGCCGAGGAUCUCGUUGUGAUGGCAACAGGAAAGAUCGAAGAAAAGGUGAACGAUGCGGUUAAUGAGUUGGAAGGAAUCGACCUGACGGAUCCGGAUCUGCACAAGGCAGCCACCAAAAUCCAAGCGAGCUUCCGGGGGCACAAGGUACGCCAGGAUGUGGUGAUGCCGGCGAAUCCUGAGACCAAGAAGUAGAGCGGAGAUGCGUGUCGGAGCUGCGAGACGUGCGAUUCUCGUCCUCCUGUGCGAAAAGUAGACGAGACGGAGUUUAGAGAGGGAUGCAGGAUGGGCUGAUUUUGGAUUAUCGUUUGUUUUGAUGUUUGAGCCUCCUUCGGGCGACAGUAACGUGUCAGGAUCAACCUACGUCAUUGCUCCGAUAGUCGGAUCACCCGCCGCUCUGCUAUUGACUACAUUGGGUAGAUCUCUACUCGUUAUAUAUUUUUGUCUACUUGCAAGGAAAAAGAAAGAAAAAAAAAUGUUUUUGUUAAUUAUUUCUUUAUUGUAUUUUUUAUGGGGAGAUUUUCUUCGUUACAACUACCGAUUCGGAAUGAGUUAUUGUCCGAAAGAGGCUCCUUCUCUCGUUUCCCGUACGACGUGCCGCUGGAAAUAACGGAGGAUCGAUCGGCUGUUGUAUUUCCCUGGUCCUCGAGAAGGCAUUUGAUAUCAGUAAUGGACCAAUUACCUUUCUAGAGGGGUGACACCAGGAUCGAUGAAAUUACUUCAGUCUGAUGAGCUUGUGUAUCCACAUACUUUGAUUCGAUUCAAUACUUCAUAACGCGUGAUACGGUAGCUAUUAUUAAUGAGAGCCGAUUGUUAAUAGUGAUUGAUUAUAUGUUAGAUACACUGUAAGAAAACAACAAUUAAUUAAUGGUACUGUGGUCACCACGAGAUCAGCGGGCAGAACCGUUUAGGAGGGUAGGGAACGUGCGAUAAAAUUGAAUUGUAUCUUUCAAUGAGAUUAGUCGGACGUUGUUAGGGACAUGAGAAAGAUGUAGUAAGGGUCACUGAGAUUAGGAAAGAUUUUUUAAAAUUUUAUCAAUUGGACGUACGGUUGUAUUGUCUUUUUAAGGUGGGAAAUUAAAAUCGAAGUAUUCAACUGUUUCAAAAAUUAUGGACAAUUUAUUUUGAUUCUCAUUGUACUACGGUUAUAUGAUUUUAUAUUUUAUCGCACGUUUCUCAAAUGAUAAUUAAGACAUUGCACACUGAUUAAUAUACAGGAGGACGUGAUGGGUUCUCUACAGCUGUCACGUUGUCCUUCGUGCACUACCGUGUGAACGGGGCUUAAAGUUUCUCAACUUAUCUUUGCCGAUCGACUAGUCUAAGGAUUGCGAAGUGAAUACGUUAGACAAAAACGAACCUGGCACUGGCAACACUUGAUAAUCAUUUGAAAGUUGUAGAUCUAUUUAAUUUUUGGAAUUAUCCUUGUACUCGAAGAAAGGAGGAACAAAAGAGAAAAAAAGGGAAGAGGUAGAAAUUCACAAUUACCGGGAGAAAAGUAAAACUUUAACUCUUCGAUUUUUAUUAAUUACAAAAAACUAAAGUUAUUCAUAUACUAUACAUUAAAGGAUAAACUAUUAAUAACUAAUCAAGAGAAACGCAUGCUCUGAGACACACAUUUAACCAAUAGUCAUACGGAAGCGUAUUGCAUUGAUAAUAUAUUAAGAGUUCGUUCCGCUAUGUUGAUAAUAAUUUAUUUUUCAACGAUAUAAAUAAUAUAUAUUUUUCUGCGUUAGAUUCUAUACUGUAUUCGUAUAGCUUGCGAUUUCUAGACGCAAUGUACACCUAUUAAAGGCGCGUUUAGCGUAGAGGAAUUGGCAAUUGACAAAGGAAUAAAAUCUAGCGUUCUGAUAAUUUAUUCUAGUCACUCUUUUUCUUUUAAGCAAUUCUAUCGAUAAGUACGACGUUGUUUUUAGCAGGCCUAAAAACUGUAUGUGACGCGUUAUCACUUGUUCUAUUUAUUUAUGUUUAUGAUCUUUUUGUGCAAUAUUAUUCUACGUUCAAAGGUCGACUCGGCUGUAGUGCAUUUAAAAAUUGGGAAUUCGCAUAGGUUUGAGAAGAAGAAAAAAAAAGUGGCAAAGGAAAACAUAUUUUAAAAUAAAAGCAAAACCGAAGCAAAAACCACAAACGAGCUAGUGGCAAAAUAUUCAAAUAUUGAAUUUUUGUGGCUUUUGACAAGUUGUACACUGCAGUAUAUUACGCAUUCACUUUAUGUUAAUCAAAGACUGCGUAAACGGCCCAUUAAACAUACAUAACGUUAUACACGUCCUCCUCGUUCAAAGAACGAUAUUCGCGGCUCUUGGAAGUACCAAUGUUGGCUAUGAUCUACGUGCGUAUAACAGCUAUGAGCUGGAUCGGCCAUUAAAGCAUUCGCCUUCCGGGGAAAAAACUAUUAUAUUCUUAUCCGAACGUCGUAACGGGCUUCUUUCAAUUUGUUAUCCUUUACCAUCAAAAUAGACCGAGCUCGACUAACCGCAAGAAUCACCAUCUAAAUAUAAUAUACUGUAUGUACGUACACGGAAAUAUGUGCUCAUAAAUUUAUACAGAGGUACCACCAUCGAUUAUUAACAUGUAAUGUAAACUUAAACGUUGAUGGUUAAAAAAUGAUGAAAAACACGUCUCGCACGUAGCCCAAAUACCCAAUUGGCUGUCGAUGGCUUCCACGCAGGCUAAAGAAUUGGAAGGAUUUCACGCGAAGCAAUAAGAAAUCGUGAGAAAAUGAGAAGAGAGCAGAAAGGGAUAAAGUAAAAGGAAAUACACAUUAACGAAAACCCCCAUUGUGCAUGGGACGGACCAUAAAGUUCACAGCGCUCGGUCAAUUUUAUUCAGGGUCGUCUCAGAUAUUUCGUUCGGGAUGUUUUUUACGGCACACGUACGAUCCUUUUACGUAAAAAUAAAAAACAAAAACUGUAACUACUGCAGUUAAACUUUAUAUACACGUAACGUCCUUGAUAUCUUUGUAUCCUGAAGGUCUUGAUGAGAGGAGGGUGGGAGAAGGGGUACACCUUUAAAAGAAUAAAAAAAAGAAAAAUUUUACUGCAUACUCAAUGACUUUGUUGCUCAUGCAUAGUGAAGAGUAAUAUCGACUGUCUAGGUUACAUACGUAGGACUUAAUAACUUUACGUUUUAUUUUUGUCGCAAAUACUGUUUCAGCUACGUUAACGCCGUUUAUUCUGCAUUCCGCGUUACUUCUAGAAUGUAGGAUAUGUGCUUGUAGGGAAACUAACGAGUUAUCGUGACUAGCACAGCCGUCGUUGAAAAUGUCUGUCAUUAAAUGGGCUCAUCGAAUAUCGACCCUACAACGUGGAAUCAAACUGUUGAGUAACGUGUAACAGUGAUGGCAGUUGUAUGGAAAACUUUUGGAAUUGUCGAUACAGUCAAAUGCAUUGUGACGUACUUAAAAUGGUACAGGGAAAAAAAUUUAAAUGGAUGUCGGUCCUAAAACACUGGAUACCAUUCUAUCGUUAUGCGAUCGAUAUAUUAUAAUAAGGCGCUCGGAGGUAGCAGUAAAAGUAGAAUUGGAGCUUUGCUACUCUUUUUUUCGCGAAAUGAGAAAAUAGAGGAGCGUGGUAGGCGAUUGAGUCUGUGUUAUUGUAUAUUGAAGGGAAUCACGAAAUUGUAGCUUAUUAGGGGAAGCAUUCGAUGGCUUAUUUUUUUAAUUUAUUGAAAGGCACUUUUAGCGACAGGAUUUUACGAUUCCAAGUGUAGUAUACUAAAUAGUGAUGCACGCGGUGCUGAGCUGAAAUAUUAUGCUGUAAGAGUGUAACAAAUAAUUGUAACGUUUAAACGAGCAGUAUCAUGUACGUAAUCUGUUUGUUUAAAAUAAAUACCCACUAAAUGUA
This is a messenger RNA of Cephus cinctus (wheat stem sawfly), 4657 nucleotides long. It is a transcript of the gene igl, whose product is annotated as obscurin. Bases 399 to 1013 code for a protein of 204 amino acids. The record is from RefSeq and is a predicted model, not a curated record. The transcript has 5 exons. Lineage: Eukaryota; Metazoa; Arthropoda; Insecta; Hymenoptera; Cephidae. Gene Ontology annotation, molecular function: calmodulin binding.